Messenger RNA from Schistosoma turkestanicum, 4093 nucleotides. The record is from the annotation of a GenBank genome assembly. Lineage: Eukaryota; Metazoa; Platyhelminthes; Trematoda; Strigeidida; Schistosomatidae.
GUUUUGUUUGCAGUUUCUGGCGCCAAGUAAAUUCCGCGAUGUUUCCUGCCGCAGGAUCUGGCUCCAUUAUGGCCGCUGAGUCUUCCUCUCACCAGUUAGUGGGGUACGUAACCAAGAUGUACCCCACCUUCGGAUAUAUCAAUAAUGAAAUUUUUUUUCAGAGGAAGUGUGUUAUUGGUCCAAUGGUUGAAGUAGGAGAUAAUGUUGCCGCAAGUGCAGUGUAUCAACCUCAUAUGCCUAUUAAGUGGAGUGCUGAAAAAGUGUGGCGAGUUGAAGAGCGCCGUGGAAAGUCCAGAGACAAAGCAGAGGAAAACAACUACUGGAAAAGCCAGUCCCCACACAAACACUCUCCACGUGAUAGCUAUACUAAACAAGCUUCCCGUGAGCGAGAUAUUCAUCCAUCUAGUGGUGACCGACGAGUUGACAAAAAGCGUUCUCAUGCCUUAAACAGAGAAGACCACUCAAUCAAAAAGUCUCCCAAUCGUGAACGAAGGAGAAGCCCUUUGGAUCCUGUUACAACGCGCCAUUCCUCCCCUACGUCUGAUUUGUAUUGUAGAACCCCAAUCAACCCCAAACGUAUGCUGAAUGUGAAAGAGUAUUUGUUCUCAGACCUACAAAGGCGCUUCCCAAAUAUUCUUCCGCCGGUUGACUUAUAUCGUGUUAGAUGCAAUUGGCAGGAAUCUUUUCCGUUGCUACGACCUUUUCAGCCUCAGUACCUUACAACUUUUCAGAUAAUCAAAGAACCCGAAGACACUUGUGAAGAAAUACAUCAACCUUACAACAAUGAUAGUGGUUUUGCUGCUUAUGUUUUACUUUUAUCGCUCCCGGCAAUGGCAGAACUGAUGGAAAAGAUAGUUGUCCGUGCAGAGUCUCCCAGUCGUGUUCGUGGCUCAUUACGUAAGUACAUCAAGAUACUGGCUGCUGGAAAAGUUGACGAAAGACUCAAGGCUAUUGGGGGUUCGUGGAGUCGGGAUUUAGACGGACCAGACCCAGCUACAAAUCCGCAAACGCUUGUUAACACGGUCAUUCGUACUUGUAAACAGCUUAUCGGUCUCGAUUUAUCGUAUUGCACACAGUGGCAUCGUUUCUUGGAGUUUCGUUAUAGCCGUACCGAAGGUUCAACUGCCCAACCAACCUCAGUCUUAUUUCCUGGUUCUCAACUAUGGGGUCGACCCGUCACAGAAUCUUCUGAGUCCGAUACAAUUCCUCCAAGCAAACCGUUUCAUCAAAUCGUUGUGUAUUUUAUCCCAAAUGUUUGGUCACUCAUGCCUGCAGACGAAGAAUGGUCAACAAUAAAGCUGGCUUAUGAAAAUAUCCUGGCUUCCAAAGAACCUCAUAUCUUCCCAAUGAGUCCUUCCAAUUUGAAGACGUUUUCUGGUUUAGAUUCUGCUAAGGAAACUGGCGAUGGGAAAUCGAAGGUGGUUAUUGAAAUGGAUUCAAAUUCACUCAGAUCCCCUAAUCAAGACAAUGUACAUGAAGAUGCUAAUUUGUCUAAAAUGGAUGAAGGCAACAAAUCAACCUUUCAAGUACCUAAUGAAUGCUAUCGCUCUACUCCGUAUUUGGCUGGUCAGGAAAAUAUGACAAAGAUGGCAGAUAUUCCUGAAACAGAGGAUGGGUGCGAAUCUGUGGAUUUAUCAAUUCAAGGAAAUUCAAAUCAGGAGGGGACUGAAAAGUGCCAGAAAAAGCUUCAUACUGAACUCAACCUAGCUAACAUGAAGGUUUUUGAACUGCGUGAACAAUUGAAGGCUCGUAGUUUGCCUACAGAUGGAGUUAGAGCUCAGCUAUUGACACGUCUCAAAACAGCUAUUCAAGAAGAAGAAGAAAAAGAAUCUGCUAAGAAGGCUGAAAAAGAAAAAAUGGAGCAGGACAAAUCAUUUCUAUCAGUUAGUAUUGAUAAAUCACCUCAAAUCUCGGAGGAGCAACUAAGACCUUCAAAUGCAGAGUCUGGAUCAAAACCUAAGACUGAUGCACCUAAAGUGACUCUUCGCGAUCUCCCUUCGAUAAUCAUUCUACGCAAACAAAAUGUCGACUUUACAGUGCAGUCAGUUGGGCUGGAUGUUGUUAUGGAUUCGAAAUCUGAUUUUAUGGACUGUAGAUCGUAUGAAUUCAUGUUCUGUAUCCACACAAUUUUCGACAUGAUUCGCAGAGAUUCCGUAUUCACUUUGUUUCGUGCCCUUGUUACGGCUGCAGAUAGAGGAAUUUGCGCAAAACCUAGAAAACGCAGUGAACCAGAUUACGCAGCUAAACGCGCUCGUUUAGAACGCAAUGAAAGAACAUCUAUUGCAAAAGAUGAAGAAUUUAAGGAAAUCCCAUUGUUUACAACGGAUUUGUCUUUACUCUUUGCGUGCACAGUACUGGAUACAAGCUAUAAGAGUUAUUUUCUUUCUUCAGAAGUUGAAGAUUUCAUUCUAUCAUUGGGGUUACCUAUCUCCCGAUACCAGCUUCGGUCUCUCAUAUACAAAGUACUUGAUCAUGGUCGUUUCCAUUAUCGUUCUUUGACGGAUUCGGAAGAGCCCCUUUCUUUAGCAAAUAAAUCAUCUGUUAUAUUCUCCGAUAUUGAUGAUGAUGAAUAUUUGCUGGAACUUGUACGUGGAGGAGAUGCCAUUUUAGACGACCAAAUAGAUACGCAACCUAGCGGAAGCAUUAUUGUAUUUCAAAAGUCUGAUGAGUCAGCUAGUUCUCAGGCAACGCAUCCCGAAGAAUAUCUCUAUCAUAUCAGAACAUCAGAACGGGAACAUUGUAAACUGAUGACUCAGAUCCGACUUCAAGAGCAGGAGAUUGCCCGACUUCGUGCGUCUGUCGUGGACUUUUCAGAACUCAAAGAUAAGUUGUCAAAAACUGCUUCAAGUAUGGAGGAAUACCGACGGCGAUACAGAGAUGAGCGAGACAAAGUCGAUUCUUUAGCUCGUGUCUUGGAACAGCAGGCUUCUGUUCUUGAUGCCUGUCGGUCAGCACUUCGACAAGCUUCCAGUCGUUUUUAUAUUCGUCACUCUGCCAACGAGUCAUCUAAACCCAAGCGUUCGUUGUCACCUUGUUCAGUGACCAGUAACAAGGAAUCCGUCAUAUCUACAAGGAAAACCAAAUCUUCAGAUUUAUGUAAAAAUGAUCUAAUACCAUCUGAUUCACUAAAUGAAGGGAAUGUAACUCAGGUUGUUGAAACUGAUCCUGUCACUGUCAAAAAUGUGUGUGAACAAAGUGCUAUGAUUACAAGCGCUAAUUCCGAUGGUUCAGAAUGUUCAGGUAGCUGAUGUUUCAUAGUUGUAGUUGUGGUGUAUCCACCGGUAGUAUAGAAGAAAUUCCAUUGUCAUUGUAGUGAUAGUACUUGGAUUUUAAAUCAUAUAACUAGGUAUUGCUUUCUAUUCCAAACUAUAGGUAUUGUCUUCAAUAGGUCGCUCUUUCUUUCCCGUCACGUCAUCCUUACAAUCACUUUACUUUGACAAUCGACUUGAUUCGUUUUAGAUUAGUAAACUUUACUAACUAUAUUUCACUUAAUAACAUCUUGAGGAUACAUAAACCGUCCUAUACCUAACAAACGAAGGCAAGUCUUUCAAGAUUACCCUGUAUUGUAUAUUAUAUGAUGGAUAGCUAAUCGGAUUGGAAUUUCAGUAAUUAUUGGGUUUUUUAAGAAAGCUGGACGUAAUGAAUACAUUUACUUCAGAAAUAGGAAUCAGUAAAAUAUUCAAACGGAUUCCUCGUGGGUUAUUGUUCCUGUGUAGAUGUUUCUGAUCAGACAGUAAAAUUUUACCUUUACAUUGACCUUCGACACUUGGCAAAUGUUCUGUAUUUUUAAUUUCGUCAUCGGUAUAUAAUUUUCUUGAUUAUAGUUAGUGAAUGGAUUAAAAAUGGAAGAAAUUUUGGUCCCGUGUAAUGUCGAGGAGAACGCCUCAAAAGCUACUGAUCAAAAAUGUCCGAUUGUCGCUACAGGACUAGAACCCCAUAAUACUUUAAUUUCAGGUGAAUAAAGUUUAGGACUUCGCUUGUGGAUUCGUUUGUUCAUUGAUAGCUAUCUGUGCUGCUGUUCUUUGAUGCUGACCAUACGAGAACUUGGUUUUUAUUUUCACAACUAAUUAAAAUAUAUGUUUGUCUUGUUUUU